CCGUUUAUUUGUUUCAAAACUAGUGAUCAGCGGUCAUGGAAAUUUUUUCCCGGGCCACUGGCCUUCUUCUCUCCAUUUUCUUCCUUGGAGCUCGCCAAAUCCGUGGCGAUGAAGGAUGGACCGACGGAGCUCACGCAACUUACUACGGAGGAAGUGAUGCAUCAGGAACAAACAAUGGCGCGUGUGGCUAUGGAAACCAGCUGAGCGCUGGCUAUGGAGUUCUCACCACUGCUUUGAGCGCCCCACUGUUUAACGAUGGUCACGUUUGCGGAGCUUGCUUCGAAGUGAGGUGUUCUUGGGGCGACUCUGGCUGCCUCGCCGGGAAUCCUUCCAUUGUUGUCACUGCCACGAAUCUGUGCCCGCAAGGAAGCAAUGGAGGAUGGUGUGAUUCUCCCAAGCAACACUUUGAUCUCGCGCAGCCGGCAUUCGCUCUCAUCGCCGUGAUUCUCAAUGGUCACGUCCCAAUCCAAUACCGGAGAGUGAGCUGCAAGCGCGAUGGAGGCCUUCGAUUCACGAUCAAUGGUCACGUCUACUUCAAUCUGGUGCUCAUCGAGAACGUUGGCGGCACCGGGGACGUGAGCGCGGUGUCGAUCAAGGGAUCCAAGACCGGGUGGCGGCCGAUGACGAGGAACUGGGGCCAAAACUGGCAAGAUGGCGGGGAUCUCACUGGCCAGAGCUUGUCCUUCGAGGUCACCACCAGCGAUGGAAACAAGAUCACGGCCUACGAUGUCGCUCCAGACUACUGGCAGUUUGGACAGACCUUUAGCGGCGGCCAGUUCUAGAUUCUAGAGCCCCCGGAUCGAUCGAUCGAUCGGAAAAACCAAAACUUUCGAUCGAUCGAGGAAAGUUGGAGCAGAGGUGUGAUUUGUGCCCGCUCCUAUGGCCAUUCUAUAAGGAAAAUCUAUGAUCUCUGGAGAGAGCUAGA
Molecule: messenger RNA, 925 nt
Organism: Selaginella moellendorffii
Lineage: Eukaryota; Viridiplantae; Streptophyta; Lycopodiopsida; Selaginellales; Selaginellaceae
Product: expansin-A11
Exons: 3
Coding region: 36-782 (248 amino acids)
Biological process (GO): plant-type cell wall organization
Cellular component (GO): extracellular region
Source: RefSeq, a predicted model, not a curated record